Messenger RNA from Cokeromyces recurvatus, 804 nucleotides. RefSeq lists its product as uncharacterized. NCBI's taxonomy places the organism in Eukaryota, Fungi, Mucoromycota, Mucoromycetes, Mucorales, Mucoraceae. The coding region runs from base 328 to 621 and encodes 97 amino acids. The transcript has a single exon. The record is from RefSeq and is a predicted model, not a curated record.
AUCGAUCAUUCAGAUCCUGUAGCAUCUAUUUAACUUUCCUAGUUAUAGCGUCAAUGGAUUGUUUAUUGACGAUAGUGAUGUUUAUAAUAACGAAAUAAGUUAUAACUACUAUAUUCUAUGGCGAAUUCUGAACUCGUUAUCAAAAGUAAUUCAGAAGACUAAGUUUUCAUUGGGUUGAAAAGAGAUUAGACGCUGUAUCCGAAAAACUAAAGUCGAUCUAUAAUGUCAAUCGACAUUUCUAUAGUGCUGAUGGUAUUCAUUUCAAAUAUAUAGAAAGUGAGAUCGAAAUAGUAAUCUUGGAAACAACAGGCCCCUUACUUCAACAAAAUGACCCAAAGGAAACUCAAGAUUAUAUCAAGGCUGGGUACGGCCUUGUCAUCAUGCUGCGAAAGUUCUACUAUGGCGAUAUUGAAAUUUUCAAAAAAAAAAAAAAAAAAAAAAAAAAAAAAAAAAUUGGCUCUUUUUAUUUUACGGUGUUUUACAGCAACAAAGAUCAGGAUUUGGAGAGCAUUUAUGCCAGCAAGCAAGAUUUAUGUGACCAACUGUAUUUGCUCAGUCGAAGUGCCAACAGAAUCAAAAACGUCAGAGGAAAAAUCGAGAAAGUUGAUUGAUCUAUUUUGAUUCUUCAGAGUAAGAUAUACUUGAAUCCAUAUUUUGACAUUUUAUUUACCAUUAAUAUCUUUUGUUAGCAACUAAUCAAAGAAUCAUAUCAAGCCAUCGAUGAGCUACAAGGACCACAUAUUGAUAACUAUAAAGAAAAAGGCUAGGAAGUUGGAGGGGCACGUAAAAGUAACAAGUUUGUGU